Molecule: messenger RNA, 1116 nt
Organism: Vicia villosa (hairy vetch)
Lineage: Eukaryota; Viridiplantae; Streptophyta; Magnoliopsida; Fabales; Fabaceae
Exons: 4
Coding region: 379-1116 (245 amino acids)
Source: RefSeq, a predicted model, not a curated record
UUAGGUUGAUUUGAAUUGGGUUAGGUUGAUUUGAUCUUUGCCUAGGUUUUUUUGGGUUAGGUUCCAUUUCAAAUUUCACUGAUGCAUCUGCAUAAUUAAACUUAGCUUUUUUCACAUGCAUGUGCGAAACAUAGCUUUGGAAGAUGAGAUUUGGAUCACUUAUAUUUCUAUUGGUCAGAGAUGCAGGAGGAGAACGUGGAUCAAAGUAGUUGUACUCUUUCCUUAAGUUCCACCCUUACUCAGUGUACAAGUUUAGGUUGGAAAAUUGAUUUAAUUUCUCAUAUUGUUUUUUAUUGUUGUUGCAAGUUGUCUAAUUUUCAUUUAUAUGUCUCUUAAGGAACAGUGACAGUGCAGCAUAAAAAAAGUACCCUUAAGAAGAUGAGAAGGAUACUUCCCUCCACAUCAGAUAGAAUGGGAAUGAAAGAGUAUAAGAAUGAGAAAGGUUUUGCGGGGCUUACAGCACUGCAAUAUGGUGAAGAUUUAGCUGCUCUAGAUAUUACUGAUGAUGAGAGAUUUUGGUUACUCCACAACUUUAAUUCAGAAUGUGCUCAAUAUAUAUCCCUGGCAAAUUUUUCUCUUGAAAAAAGACUCCAUUUUUUCGGAGAACUCUUGAUCUUAAAGCUAGAUCUGAAGCCGAAUGUUCCAGCCACCAGUCCUCCACUACUAGGUCUUCUAAAAGAAGAACAGAACCAAGGAUCAAUUUCUAGUUUGGCUUCCUCUUUGGUGGAUGAUGUGCGCUCUCUCUGCUUGAAUGAUGCGUCUGCUCAGCCUUCUUCGCCGGUGAAUGAUGCAUCUGCUGCUGAGCCUUCUUCAUCGCCUCCACCUCCUCCAUCUAAGAUAGCUGUAAGAAGGUCGACAAGGUCACGGAAACCAAAUGUGACAAGCAAAAAUGAAAAAAAAUGUCAAAAUGAAAUCGUGGAAGAAUUUCACAUGAGAUUGUUCAAUGUCGUUGUUGCAAGAUCAAUUCUUGAAGAGGGCUUAGAUGUCCAAAGUUGGGUUACAUGCUUAGUAGAGAUUAUGUGUUUAGUUGGGGAGACACAUAGUAUGGAGGAUGAAGUUGUCAACGUUGGUGAUAAAUUUGAUCUUUUUGAAAAUGUUUCGGGAUGGGACAAAUAG